GUCGUCGGUUAAAUGUUUGGAGAAGGAACCGAGCCCAGGAAAGUGGGAGUUGCCCAGAGAGGCUCCUCAGUGUGAUCCAGGAUGAUUGAGGAGAGUGGGAAGAGGAGGAGGACCAUGGCAGAGAAGAGGCAGCUGUUCAUGGAGAUGAGGGCUCAGAACUUCGAUGUCAUCCGGCUCUCCACGUACCGCACCGCCUGCAAGCUGCGCUUCGUGCAGAAACGCUGCAACCUUCACCUUGUUGAUAUCUGGAAUAUGAUUGAAGCCUUCCGAGAUAAUGGCCUUAACACUUUGGACCAUAACACAGAGAUCAACGUGUCCCGCCUAGAAACAAUCAUUUCAUCCAUCUACUACCAGCUAAACAAACGCCUUCCUUCUACUCACCAGAUCAGUGUAGAGCAGUCCAUCAGCCUCCUCCUCAACUUCAUGGUAGCAGCAUAUGACAGCGAGGGCCACGGGAAGCUGACGGUGUUCUCAGUGAAAGCCAUGCUGGCCACCAUGUGUGGUGGGAAAAUCCUGGACAAACUCAGAUAUAUUUUCUCUCAGAUAUCAGAUUCCAACGGACUAAUGAUCUUUACCAAGUUUGACCAGUUUCUGAGGGAGGUUCUGAAGCUCCCCACGGCCGUGUUCGAGGGCCCUUCCUUCGGCUACACGGAGCACUCCGUGAGGACCUGCUUCCCUCAGCAGAAGAAGAUCAUGCUAAACAUGUUUUUGGACACGUUGAUGGCUGAUCCUCCCCCCCAGUGCCUUGUGUGGCUCCCUCUCAUGCACAGACUCGCCCACGUUGAAAAUGUCUUCCACCCCGUGGAGUGCUCGUACUGCCACUGUGAGAGCAUGAUGGGGUUCCGGUACCGGUGCCAGCAGUGCCACAACUACCAGCUGUGCCAGAGCUGCUUCUGGCGAGGCCACGCCAGCGGCCCCCACAGCAACCAGCACCAGAUGAAGGAGCACUCCUCCUGGAAGUCCCCGGCGAAGAAGCUGAGCCACGCCAUCAGCAGGUCCCUGGGCUGUGUCCCCAGCAGGGAACCCCCCCGGCCCCUGUUCCCUGAGCAGCCAGAGAAGCCCCUGGACCUGGCCCACAUCGUCCCUGCCCGGCCCGUGAGUAACAUGAACGAGGCCAUGGUGACCCACGUGUCCUCCGGAGCUCCCACACCCACCAAGAGGUCCCAGCCCAGCCCGGACCCCCCCAGCGCGGUGGCCGACGAGCACUCCCUGAUAGCCACCUACGUGAGCCGGCUGCAGCGCGGGCCACGUGUCCUGGACAGCCCGGGCCGGCUGGACGAGGAGCACCGGCUGAUCGCCAGGUACGCCGCGCGACUCGCCGCCGAGGCCGCCAGCGCCCCCCGCCCGCCCUCGGACCUGGGAUUCAGCUUCGAUGCCAACAAGCAGCAGCGGCAGCUGAUAGCGGAGCUGGAGAACAAGAACAGGGAGAUCCUCCAGGAGAUCCAGCGGCUGCGGCUGGAACACGAGCAGGCCUCUCAGCCCACCCCCGAGAAGGCCCAGCAGAACCCGACCCUGCUGGCUGAGCUCAGGCUGCUACGGCAGAGGAAGGAUGAGCUGGAGCAGAGGAUGUCAGCACUUCAGGAGAGCAGAAGAGAACUGAUGGUGCAGCUGGAAGGGCUGAUGAAGCUGCUCAAAGAAGAAGAGCAAAAGCAGGCAGAACCCUUUAAUUUGCCUCCUUGCCACAUGCAAGUCCAUGCAUGAAAAACUAAUUAAUGACUUAAUAUUCCGGGCAUGGCUCCGUGUCCUUCAGCCACGGCAGAGUCUCCUUGCAGGAGCCCCGGGGUGCUGGUUGAGCAGGAGUUGGAGCUGACAGAGACAGGAAAGCCUUGGCUUUGUUGCCCAUUCCCAUUUUCUCUGUGCAAACCCCAAUCCUGUGUUAAUUCCGGGAUCCACUCCAGAGGGAGCCCUUCUGCUUUUCUCGGGCUCAGCCAGAUGUUCAGUGUCCCUCUGCAGCUCGGCACGUUUGCAGUGCUUUGGAACAUGGUUGCCUCUCUCCCCGGGCUGGAAUGACCAUUAAUCCUGGGGGUUUGCACUGCUGGGGGGGUUCACACGUUGUUUGUCACGGACAUAAUGGGAUGUUGGACACGUGCAUUGGAAAUUCUGGUGGCUUGUUCUUUGUAGGGGGUUGGAUAUUUUGGGGUGACUUUAAAUGGGGAAAACACUUCAGUUCCACAUGUGCUGAAAGUGGCUUUUGGUGACUCCUGGGUGGCCUUUUAUUAAUGUCCUGUGGUCAGUUUGAGGUGUUGGUGAGUGGGCACCUUCUCUGGGAGCCCAGGGCACUGUUGGGUGAUCAGAGAAUCAUGGAAUCAUGGAAUGGCCUGGGUUGGAAAGGACCUUAAAGAUCAACCAGUGCCACCCCUGCCAUGGGCAGGGACACCUCCCACCAGCCCAGGUUGCUCCAAGCCCCAUCCAACCUGGCCUUGGACACUUCCAGGGAUCCAGGGGCAGCCACAGCUCCUCUGGGCAACCUGUGCCAGGGCCUCCCCACCCUCCCAGCCAGGAAUGUUUUCCUAGUACCCAAUCUCAGGCUGUCCCUGGGUUUGCUGAGGCACCUGGCAGAAGUUAUCUGGCUCGUUGGAGGGACCAGGUUGCAGCAGGUGGAAGGAUCUUCAAGGAAUGUCCUGGAGGAAGGAGAAGAACCAAGGCACCACCACUGCUGUCCCCCAGCUCCUGGCUGUGCCAGUGGAAGGCUGUGCUGUGUGUCAUUCUCCCACCCAGCAUCAUUCCUAGGAAUAAUUCUCUGCAGGGAAAGGCAGUGUUAUACAUUAGCUCAUUUUUCCUGUGCUGUGCUUUCAUCUGGAUUAGGGAUACAGCAAAAGGGGAAAUAUGAGAUCAGGGAAGAAUUUGACCAAUUUUACCUCCCUUCUUUCCCUGGAACACUGUGUCAGGAGGAGGAUAAUGAGCCAAGAGUAAAUAAUGUCAACACAGUGACAUUCUGUCUGGGCCAAUUCUGUUGGAAUCGGGGAUGAAUGAGCCAAAAAGCCUCGAGAAAGGCAGGUUUUGACCAACCAAAGGACAUUUUGCUGGUCUGUAGGAGCUGAAACUUUACAUCCUCCCUUUGCUUGGACUGAGAACUGUUCUCCUAGAUAUGAAGGGGCAGCCUGGAAAGGCUGAGAAUCCCAGGAUGCUCCAUUUGGCUGAGAAAAACACAGAAACCACAGACUGGCUGGGGUGGAAAGGCAGCUCUGAGAUCACCCAGACCACCCCCUCUGCUCCAAACAGGCUGCUCAGGGGUUUGUCCCAGCACCACAGUCAUUAAAUCCCAGAGUGGUUUGGGUGGGAAGGGACCUUAAAGCCCAUCCAGUCCCACCCCUGCCAUGGGCAGGGACACCUCCCACUGUCCCAGGUUGCUCCAAGCCCCGUCCAACCUGGGUUUGUACGAGGGAAAAUGUGGAGCAGCCUCUGGGUGCUGAUCCCUGGGGAUCUGAGGUGAUGAUCCUCCCAGCCCCUGGUGAGAAGGAUCAGUUGUGUGGUGGCAGCAGGAAUUGCCAUGAAGGGUUGAGGUAAAUACCAGGCAGAACACGGGGCUUGGGUUGGGACCAGCAGCCCAUCAAGAGCAGCAACAUUUGCAUCCACUUUGGAAACCUCUGAUCUCCCUUCAGUGCCAGGGCUGCAGGUCCCUCCCUGCCUUGGGCAGAGAUCAUGGCAGGUUAGAGGAGGGAGACCCUGUUUCUGAGCCUGGGCAAGUCCAGAGACCUCUGUGCCCUGUGUUCAGAGCUGAUCAGAGAUGUUCACAGUUCCUGCUCUGUCUGGGGCUCUCUGGGGCCGGUCCUGGGCACGCCCUGGAGGAGCAGAGCCUUGUGCAGGGCUGUUAUUGCAGAGAUGUCAUUGCAGGGCUGUUAUUGCAGGGCUGUUAUUGCAGAGAUGUCAUUGCAGUGAUGGAGCCCUGGCCCACGUGGUGUUCAUGGCCCACCACACUGCUCCCCACCACUGCUGGGACUGUUGUGUCCCAGCUAGUAAAGAGCCUAAUUUACAACAGGGCCAUUUCCACGCCUCAGCUGGUGAGAAACUUGGACAAUCUGCUAAAUAUUAAACCCCCUUUGUUUUGUAGUCAGAGGAGCAGCCGUAGGAGCUGCGCUGUGCUAUAUCCAGGGGAACAUUCAAGGGAUUCCCGACGAUGUGCAUCACAUGAUGGGUCCUUGGCGUGUCCCACAACCCACACAAGAGCCCCAGAGCAGCGGCAGGCGCUCGUGCUCCGGCUCCAGAGCCCGGCUCUAAUGCCAAACAGGCCCAGGAACACAGUGGAGGAGCUCCUGGGAGGGCUGAGACGCUGCAAUGGAAUCCUUUCCUCCCAGGAAACGGUGGGAACCAUGGGAGCAGCAGAGCACACUGGGCUCGUGGCCCCCAGGGCUGGGUUACCCAGCAGGAGUGGACGUGCACUCACCCAGCAGCCCUUGGGAAGGCGUGGAAGUCCUGGGGGGGACUUCUUCCUUUAACCCCAUGGGGAGGGAUCAGGAGUUCCCCUUUUCCUCCCAGGGUUCAGGUCGAGUGUGUAGAUGAGACCUCCCAGUGAGCCUGAGCAGGGCCAGGGCAGCAGGGCCAGGGCAGCAGGGCCAGGGCAGCAGUACCAGGACAGCAGGGCCAGGGCAGCAGGGCCAGGGCAGCAGUAUCAGGGCAGCAGGGCCAGGGCAGCAGGGCCAGGGCAGCAGUACCAGGGCAGCAGGGCCAGGGCAGCAGUACCAGGGCAGCAGGGCCAGGGCAGCAGUGCUCGUCCCCUGAACGAGCUGAACCUCCUCAGCCUUGGCUGCAGCAGAGCUGAGCCCACAGAGCUGACGCAGCUCGGGUGACAGCUGUGUCCUCUCCCAAGGGAUGCAGGAACCCAUGAGUGGGGAAUUCCCAGCCCUGCAGAGCCCUGGAUCACCUGAGGAGUCUCCUGUCAUACCCGAACCUGAGGCUGCUGCUCAGUUCUGCAUCCAUUGCAUCAGCCAGAGGUCCAAAGGUGGAGUCCCCGUCCCUGGAGGAGUCCCAGGAAGGCCUGGCCGUGGCACUCAGUGCUCUGGCUGGGGGACAAGGUGGGGAUGGGGCACAGGGUGGGCUCGAUGAUUUUGGAGGUCUUUUCCAGCACGAAUGACCCUGGGACUCCUUGGCCUCCCAGAGCCCGUGGCUGCACUGGGUGUUGGGAACAGUGUGCCUGGGAGCUGCCAGGGAAUGUGCCCCCUGAGUUGUGUCCCAGCCCUCCCAGCGAGCAUUCCAGCACUUACAUCCUGGAAAUUACCUUGUUCCAGUGCCAGCCACACUCCUGUGUGUGGUUCAGCUCCCUGAUGUGGACAGGCAGAGCUUUGGGAUGAGCUUGGGGUUGGUGCCUCCACGCUGAGAGCAUGUUCCUGGGAGGGUAUCGCUGAAUCCAAGUGGUUUGAGUGGAAAAGGAUCUUAAAGCUCAACCAGUGCAACCCUCCACCAUGGGCAGGGACACCUUCCACUGCCCAGGUUGCUCCAGGCUCCAUCCAACCCUUAUCAAACCUAGAAGUCCUCCCAGAAGAGCCAAUGAGCUGUGUGGGGAGCCCAUCCUCCGGAGCAAUGGAGUUCAUCUGUCAGACAUUUCGGAAUGGAAGGCGGGGGCUGUGCUGCCCUCAGGUGCUGGAGGUGAAGAAGACCCUCACCUGGCUCUUUGGUUGGCAGCAGUGCCCCUGGCAGAAGAGUUCUGGAUGUGAGGAGGAAGGCUUGGCAGGGAGCAGGCAUGGAUGUGUGCCAGGAUUACUGUCCUGGAAGGGUUUGCUCUGGUGGAUCUUCACUGUCCUGUGGGGGUUGAGUCGGGUAAGAGACACAUCCCUGAAUCGUGUGGUGGUGCUUCCUGUCCCCGUGGGAUGAACACUGGAGACAGUGUCUGCAGAGACCUGCUGUCUCUCUGAACAGAAGGAAGUCCCCUCUCCUGGAGCACUGCCGAGUUUCGCUGGGCUGCGGGAGCCAUCCCUGGCCACCCUCUGCUCUCUGUGCCAGGAGGCAGAGCUAAGAGGACUUGGAGAGGGACUUUGGACAAGGGACAGGACAAGGGGCAAUGGCCUCCCACUGCCAGAGGGUUAGAUUUGAUAUAGGGAGGGAAUCCUUGGGCUGGCACAGGUUGCCCAGAGGAGCUGUGGCUGCCCCUGGAUCCCUAGAAGUGUCCCAGGCCAGGUUGGACGGGGCUUGGAGUGACCUGGGCUGGUGGGAGGUGUCCCUGCCCAUGGCAGGGGGUGGGAUGAGAUGAGCUUUAAGGUCCCUUCCAACCCAAACCACUCUGGGAUGCUCGGCUGGGGAGGGGUCCCUGUCAGUCACUGCCAGCCCAGAGGGGCUCCAAUGCCCCCAUCCCGUUGUCCAGAGCACACAGACAGCACGAGGGGCCGAGUGUUGUCAAACAGAGGCUGGAGCAGAGGAGAGCACUUGGCUGUUCCUGCUCCUGCCUUGCAGCAAGCAGGGACGUUUCCAAGGCGGGCGGUUGUUCCUGGGCUGUCCCGAGGAGAGGGACUGGGAGGCAGGACGGGCUCUGCCCCCUCCCAGCCCAUUCAUGCCUUCCCUGAAUCACAUUCCUCUGCCCUUAAUCACGGUUUGGAUCGCAGGGCCAGAAACAGGCAGGAGUUUGUUCAGUCCCUUGCCUUCCAAGUGCUGCCUUGGCGGGGAGACACGUCUGCCAAGUCCCGGCUCUCCAACCACUGCCCUCAAACAAAGCUCUGGGCACAGCUUCAAACCCAGCUCAGGGGGUUGGUUCCGUGUCCCAAACAGGUCCCCCUGUCAGGGGCUGCCUGAAAAUGUUCCUGCUUUUAUUCUCUA
Messenger RNA from Pseudopipra pipra, 6744 nucleotides. RefSeq names its product dystrobrevin beta (gene DTNB). The coding region runs from base 82 to 1701 and encodes 539 amino acids. Gene Ontology annotation, cellular component: synapse; plasma membrane. Lineage: Eukaryota; Metazoa; Chordata; Aves; Passeriformes; Pipridae. Gene Ontology annotation, biological process: synaptic signaling. Gene Ontology annotation, molecular function: zinc ion binding. The transcript is spliced from 17 exons. The record is from RefSeq and is a predicted model, not a curated record.